AUGAGCUUUUUCAAAGUUUUGGUUAUUGGAGACGUAGGUGUUGGUAAAACUUCUCUCGUUAACAGAAUUGUCUAUCCAGUCUUAUAUUAAACUUGACAUAAGCAACUUAUAUACUAUCAAGAUCUCUAUAAAAAAUAGUAAUUAAAUUUAUAUAUCCCAGCCUAAAUUUAAUCCAAAAAACGCUUAUAAUACAUUCACUGAAAAAUACAAAGCCACAAUCGGUUGCGAAUUUGGCCUCAAGAUAAUUGAAAUCAAUGGAGAACCAGUUAGGGUUCAAUUGUGGGAUCUUGCUGGGCAGGACAGGCUAGGAGGUAUUUCAAGACUUUAUUGCAGAGAUGCCAAUGGAGCAUUAGUCGUUACUGAUGCAACACGUGAAGGAACACUUGAGCAAGCCAGUUUGUGGAAAGGAAGUGUUGAUGAUAAUGUAAGAUUGCCAGACGGCUCACCCAUCCCUAUGGUUCUUGUCGCAAAUAAAUCUGAUUUAUUAGUCCCUGGCAGUGGCAUGACAAAUGACGAUUUGGCGAGAUUUGCAAAUCAAAGGCAGUUUGUAGCAAGUUACAUGACAAGUUCGAAAUUGGGGACAAAUGCAAAUGAAGCAUUGGUACGACUUGUGGAAGAAAUUAUGAAGAGAAGUCAAGCAAAGGAAGAUGCAAUGGAAAGCCAAAUUAAAGGGAUGGGAGGAGAAAAACUGAAAGCUGGCAAACAGCACACUCAACAGAAAAAAUGUUGCUAGCUCCCCCCCCAUCCUUGAUCGAUCGGGUCGCCAUCGUUCGAUCAAGGAUAGGGGUUAAAAAAAAAUUUUUUGGGAAAAAAAUUUUAUAUAUAAAAUAAAAACUAUAUAUAUAUUUUUUUUAUUUACUUUUAAAUAAGAGGGUUAAGAGUAUUUAAUAAUUAUUUUUACAGCAAAAAUUGAAUUAAUCUCAUAAAAUACCAAUUUUUUAAUAUUUUGAUUUAUUAGUCACCUCUUUGAACUGUAUAAAUUUUAAUUUGUUUCUUAUUGAAUUAAAUUUUUUUUUUUUUUAAAAUUUGAAAGAAUCUCUAUUUUUUAGAUUAUUGAGUUUUUAAGCCUAGGUUGAUGACUAAAUCACUUCGGAUGGUUGAUUCCGUAGCUUUUUGUCGUCUCAAAGCCUCUGAAAACAACUUCAUUAGGUACAUCUUCCAAAGCUUUCGAUAACUAAUUUAUAAAAAUUUGCAUGAUAUGAAAAUCGUUCGAUCAAGGAUGGAAUUUUUACAGUCAAUCGUUCGAUCAAGGAUGGGGGUUAUUUUCUCAAAUUUUUAGGAACUUUUACAGUCAAUCGUUCGAUAAAGGAUGGGGGGAGUAA
This is a messenger RNA of Blepharisma stoltei, 1322 nucleotides long. The record is from the annotation of a GenBank genome assembly. Lineage: Eukaryota; Ciliophora; Heterotrichea; Heterotrichida; Blepharismidae.